Molecule: messenger RNA, 966 nt
Organism: Musca vetustissima
Lineage: Eukaryota; Metazoa; Arthropoda; Insecta; Diptera; Muscidae
Product: sulfotransferase 1E1-like
Exons: 5
Coding region: 1-966 (321 amino acids)
Biological process (GO): sulfation
Cellular component (GO): cytoplasm
Molecular function (GO): sulfotransferase activity
Source: RefSeq, a predicted model, not a curated record
AUGUUCCAAUCACGUCCCAUUAAAACUUCGCGUGCCGCCUUGGAAUCUAAACAAUAUACCACCGAAGGUUCCGAUAUACCUCUCAAGAAAAAUUGGUCAGAUACCUGGUGUACAUUGACCCAUGGUUUCGAUAAAGUUCUCCCAAAGUUGUUGGAAAUGGAUGUGCGUGAUGAUGAUGUCUUCAUUGUGACAUUUAUUAAAUCUGGCACGACGUGGAUGCAGGAAACCGUCUGGUUGCUAAUGUAUAAUUUGGAUUUUGAGAAGAGCAAAGCGUUGCAUUUGUGGCAGCGUAGUCCAUUUUUGGACCACCAAGGUCUGAAUCCUUUGGCUCCGGAUAGCGUGGAGGAAGCUAAACACCUUACCAGUCCCAGAGUUUUAAAAACUCACAUGCCAGCCAAUUUAUUGCCCCUGGAUAUAUGGAAGAAAAAGACUAAGAUCAUCUACGUUGCCCGCAACUGCAAGGAUGUCAUUGUCUCCUCCUAUCACUUCCUGAAAAAUCUCGGUUCCUGGGUAGGGGAUAAUGUCGAUGACUUUGCCAAUGAUUUUAUGAACAAUGAGACUAUGUAUACCUGCUUCUGGACCCACAUUGUCGAUUUUUGGAAAAUGCGUAAUGAACCGAAUAUUUUCUUUACCACCUAUGAGGAGAUGAAAAAGGAUUUGGGUAAGGUAAUACAACAAUUGUGUGACUUCUUGGGUAGACCACAAUUGACGGCAGAGGAAUUGGAGAAUACGCUGAAUCACUUGUCGUUUGAAAAUAUGAAGGGUAAUGAUCAAACCAAUUUGACGGGGAUUUUGAGGGAACAGGUGCCCACAAUUAAAGAGGAUUUCCAAUUUAUGCGCCGCGGCAUUGUGGGCUCCUUCAAGGAUGAAUUGUCUCCUGAGCUGCAAAAGAAAAUCGAUGAUUGGUCUCGUGCCUAUUUGGCCCAGCAUGGCUUGACUGAAGAAGAUAUUUUUGGAAAGCUAUAA